Wasmannia auropunctata (little fire ant) is the source of this 1039-nucleotide messenger RNA. Its product is annotated as TOX high mobility group box family member 3-like. The coding region runs from base 243 to 503 and encodes 86 amino acids. NCBI's taxonomy places the organism in Eukaryota, Metazoa, Arthropoda, Insecta, Hymenoptera, Formicidae. The record is from RefSeq and is a predicted model, not a curated record. The transcript is spliced from 2 exons.
GUGCUACUGCUACGCUUCUACUCUGCUCGUCGUCGUCGUCGGCAGUACUUGACAAAAAAAAAAUAAUAUAAUAAAAGUAACGAUAUACACGUAGUAGCACGUCGAAAUUUAAAAAAAAUAAAAAACAAAAAACACGGUUGAUGGAGUAAAGAAAGUUACCCAAAACCAAAAACGCACGAAAAAGGUGUAGGGAGGAGACGGGGGCAUUGGGUGGAGGUGGUGCGCACAUCCUCGGCAGCCCGAUGCUGUUCGUCCCGUUCACGGUACCCACCUUCCCAGCGACGCAUCAUCAGUCGACUCAUCCUGCGCAUCAGUCGCAUCAUCAACAGCUGCAGGCCAACACCCAGAAUCCGGUGCAGCAGCCGCAGCAGCUCACCCAGUUGAAUCAGCUGAGCCAUCUGAAUCAUCAGGGCAUCGUGCCGGCGACGACCAAUCAGCCGACUAUACACAGCACCAGCUGUUCGCCGCAGCAACAAGCAACGACACCGAAUAAGGUAAGAUAGCCAAUUUUUACGAGGCGUAGUACUGUUCGUUACAAAAUUGAUGCUGCGUAAAGCCAUGUGAGCAGAAACUUUAUUACAUAUUCGAAUUCACGAAUUACGAACUCUACAAACUGCAUGCCGUAUUAUGCGUUUAUUUAGCUCCGAAGCUCUGUUUAAUAUCACGUUAAGAAUAUAAUUAUUACAAGCCUUUUCCAAAAAAAAAAAAAUUUUCUCGUCCUUUUUUCCGCAUUAACCAAAACUUUGAUAUUAAGCACUUGAAUAUUCAUGGCGCGGCUUUUAUUACAUGAAUAACAUUACCUUUCUUCACUCCGCAGCGCGAAGCAUUAGGGACGUAAAUCACGGCUCGAGUUCAUACAUUUUACAUGAUUUUAGUUUAUAACGCGCAGUUAGCGUGGAUCAUUAAUUUCAAUAAUCCUUCGGAUAUUGCUCGCACGUAGACGCAACUAUAAAUGUAACUUUUCGUUGUCGAAAUCGUUAUCGUACCGAUAUUAGCUUCCAUAUGUAUAAUACUCUUACACACAUAUGUCCAAAAUAUA